Cololabis saira (Pacific saury) is the source of this 3774-nucleotide messenger RNA. RefSeq names its product polycystic kidney disease 2 (gene pkd2). The record is from RefSeq and is a predicted model, not a curated record. The transcript is spliced from 15 exons. Gene Ontology annotation, cellular component: membrane. Gene Ontology annotation, biological process: release of sequestered calcium ion into cytosol; detection of mechanical stimulus; potassium ion transmembrane transport. The coding region runs from base 315 to 3002 and encodes 895 amino acids. Gene Ontology annotation, molecular function: potassium channel activity; calcium ion binding; muscle alpha-actinin binding. NCBI's taxonomy places the organism in Eukaryota, Metazoa, Chordata, Actinopteri, Beloniformes, Belonidae.
AAGGAGGAUGAAGACUUUUUUUGGGGGAACAGUGGAAGAACAAGAUGGCUGUUACGGGACCAGGAAAAUAUUUUAGUUUUAUCACUUAAAGACGGCAUUUUUAUGCGACGCUCCGUUUAAUGUUGCUUUAAAAACAACGCUCGUAGCCUACAAGUCACCAGUUUAUAACAAAAGGGCAGUUUUUGAGUCGCUCGAGGAGAAGUUGUAAAGGUUUUGAUGAGAGCGCUUCAGCAGCUCUAAAGUUUUUCAUUCUUUCGGGCUGUAGAGGCUUCAUGUUUCUGAUGACUGGCUCUCUAUAAACAGCUGAUUGCACCAUGAGCUCAUCUCGAGUGCGACCCCAGCAGCUGCCGCAGAGCCAGCCCGGCCCCGGCGAGGGGAUAGAGAUGGAGAACAUCAUCCAGCACCAGGACCUGGGUGUCGGGGGAGCCACCCCGUCCCCUCCGUCCAGGCAGGCGUGGAGCCGGGACAACCCGGGCUUUGAGCCGGAGGAGGAGAUCAUGGAGGCGGACUGGCCCCAGGCGAGCCCCGGGCGGAGGUCGGUGUCCACGGCCUCCAGCAGCAGCUGCAGCAGCGGCCUGGGCAGCUACCACCACCGGGGCAGCAGCGCCCACAUGUCCCGGGCAGGACUGUACCCGACCCCGCCUGCAGACCAGCAGCAGCAGGGCAGGCAGGAGCAGCCCGGCUGCAUGAAGCUCAUUCUGCACAAAAUCAGAGUUCUGUGGGGCACAGAGCUGAUGGAGGAUGGCGACAGCAGCCGAGAAAUGUACCUCAGGAACAUCCUGAGAGAGAUGCUCACGUAUAUUGCCUUUCUCAUCACCAUUAGUAUCUUGACUUAUGGGAUGGUGAGUACCAAUAUGUACUACUACACCAAAGUCAUGUCUCAGCUUUUCCUCGACACACCGCUAUCUGCUGGGGACCCCACUACUUUCAGGAGCCUGUCAACCAUGGAGGAUUUCUGGAAGUUUACACAAGGGCCCUUUCUCAGUGGCAUGUACUGGGAGGUGUGGUACAACAAUAAGAGCCUGCCAGAGAAUCAGAGUUUCAUCUACUAUGAAAACCUCCUACUCGGUGUGCCACGGCUCCGGCAAAUAAAAGUCCGCAAUGAGUCCUGCUCCAUCCACGAGGAUUUAAGGGAUGAGGUCCAGGACUGCUAUAACAUAUACACGCCAAGCAACGAGGAUACCACCUCCUUUGGCCCAAAGAAUAGAACAGCGUGGAUGUACACCACAGAGAGUGAGAUGAACGGCAGCAGUCACUGGGGUCAGGUGUCAAAAUAUGGAGGUGGGGGAUACUACCAAGACUUAUCUCGUACCAAGGAGGAAUCAGCCUUCCAAUUGCAGUUUCUCAAAGAUCACUUGUGGCUGGACAGAGGCACGCGAGCAGUUUUCCUCGACUUCUCUGUGUACAAUGGAAACAUAAAUCUUUUCUGCAUCGCCAGGUUGUUGGUGGAAUUCCCCGCUACUGGUGGGGUGGUAACUUCUUGGCAGUUCCAAACGGUGCGCCUGAUCAGAUAUGUGUCCAGCUGGGACUACUUUGUUGCCGUGUGUGAAGUGGCCUUCUGCCUCUUCAUCCUCUACUACGUGGUGGAGGAGGUGCUGGAAAUCCACGUCCACCGACUGCACUACUUCAAGAGCUUGUGGAACUGCCUUGAUGUUCUCAUCCUUGUGUUGAGUAUCGUUGCCAUUAUCAUGAGCAUAGCCAGAACAGCCAUGGCCAGAAACUUGCUCUCAGGACUGUUGGAGAACUACACUUCCCACCCUAGUUUUGAGCCUUUGGCCAACCUGCAGGUCCAGUUUAACAACAUGGCUGCGGUUAUUGUCUUCUUUUCCUGGGUCAAGCUUUUCAAGUUUAUCAAUUUCAAUAAAACCAUGAGUCAGUUGUCCAGCACUAUGUCUCGCUGUGCCAAGGACCUUGUGGGUUUUGCCAUCAUGUUCUUCAUCAUCUUCCUGGCAUAUGCUCAGCUGGCCUACUUGGUAUUUGGAACGCAAGUUAACGAUUUCAGCACUUUCCAAGCCAGCAUAUUUACCCAGUUCCGUAUCAUCUUGGGAGACUUUAACUUCUCAGAGAUCGAGGAAGCGAAUCCAGUGCUUGGACCUAUUUACUUUACUACAUUUGUAUUCUUCAUUUUCUUUAUUCUUAUGAACAUGUUCCUGGCUAUCAUCAAUGACACGUACUCCGAGGUGAAGGCUGACAUGUCCCAGCACAGAUCUGAGAUGGAAAUGACCGAUCUUAUUAAGAAGGGUUGUAACAAAGCUUUAAUGAAGUUAAGACUGAAGAAAACGGCAGUAGAUGACAUCUCAGACAGUUUGCGUCAAGCAGGAGGGAAAAUGAACUUUGAUGAACUCCGUCAGGAUCUCAAAGGAAAGGGCCACACGGAUGCAGAGAUUCAGGCCAUCUUUGCCAAGUACGAUCAAGAUGGCGAUCCAGAACUGACAGAGCAUGAGCACCAGCAAAUGCGAGACGACCUAGAAAGAGAAAGAGAGGACUUGGAUCUGGAACGCAAUUCGCUGACUCGACCCAACAGCGGGCGAAGCUUUCCUCGUACGCAGGACGACUCGGAAGAGGAUGAUGAUGAGGAUUCCGGUCAUAGUUCCCGACGCCGUGGCAGCAGCUCAGGGGGUGUCUCAUAUGAGGAGUUUCAAGUCCUGGUGAGGCGUGUGGACAGGAUGGAGCACUCUAUCGGCAGUAUUGUGUCCAAAAUAGACGCAGUGAUUGUGAAGCUGGAAGGCAUGGAGAGAGCAAAACUUAAAAGGAGAGACGUGCUGGUCCGGCUGCUGGACGGAGUCAUGGAGGAUGAGCGUAUGGGACGGGACCCGGACGUCCACAGGGAGCAGAUGGAGAGGCUUGUGAGGGAGGAGCUGGAGCGCUGGGAGUCUGAUGACAUGGUCUCGCAGGUCAGCCAUCCUCAGCCGACCACUCCCGUCGGCCCGCGGCCCCGCCCCCCCUCCUCUCUCUCCACCGACGGCCUCGACACAACCACAAAUGGAGGAAGCCACGUGUGAAGAGUCCACUCUGUAAAGAAACUUUUGGAAAAUUCACCUCAGCCGGACAGGACUGGACAGGACAGGAAACUUGAGAUGUUGGAAUUUUUUACAUAAAGCAAAACAAACAAAAAAAACCUUUUUGAAGAUGUCCACACUACUUGCCAUAUUAGAAAGGAAAAGACAAAAUUCAUCAUCUUGUUUUGAUUACUUUAAUGCGCCGAAAGUGAGUGGAAAUAAGGGUAAAUCAUUUUUUUAUUCUUUCCCAUCCAAGAAAUAUGUUUGAUUUUAAACAGAAGAAUAUGUAUAAAAUGAAGAAUAACAGACUUUUACUACAUCACAAUAAGAAACACGUAUACCAGCAAGCACAUUCAAUGUUUUAUAAAGAAUCCAGUGUACAAAUUUUACUCUAUACAAGAAAAAAGUGAAAACGCUCACCUGCUUGUUAAGUGCAUCCACACAUCCUAUCAUUUACAGGAAUACUUGAGGCAUUUUAAUCAACAUUAAUUUUGCUGAUUACUUUUUAUCAUCCUUUUAAUAAACAGUAGGUACAUGCAUGGUACAUACUUCUGUCAUAUUUACUCAGCUUCCAUACAUCAAUUAAGCUUGAGAUUAAUUAGCUUAUGAUUUAUUGAUACAUAUUGUAACUUGAAACAAACUUCGAUUUGGAGUGCAUUUAGUGUUCAUGGGAAACCCAUGCAUCUAUUAUUAUAUUUUUCCCCUGUACUUAAUUUUUUACAGUCUUUGCAAUCUUUUUUUUAAUCUGUUGUGCCAAAUAAAAUGUUAUGAAGUA